Ciona intestinalis (vase tunicate) is the source of this 1373-nucleotide messenger RNA. Lineage: Eukaryota; Metazoa; Chordata; Ascidiacea; Phlebobranchia; Cionidae. The record is from RefSeq and is a predicted model, not a curated record.
AUAAUCACAAAUUUUGUUUUCAGUUUUGUAACCCUUUGGUUAAAGCUGUAUACAAGUGAUUUGAUUUAUUUUUUGUGUGGUUUUGGCCUGCAGGGGCCCGCACGUAAGUAAAAUGGUUAGUCAAGAGAAGCCGGGAAUACUAGGAUGCGUAGUGGUGGUUGUCGCCCUUGUGGGCAUUGGCCUGUUAGCGGGAGGAAUUGGUUCUAGCUAUUGGAUCGUUAUACCCGGUAAGGAUUUCGUUCACAAAGCCAAUGCCAAGUUUUUGUUGAAGACAAACAAGAGCAUCGAAGAGUACACUACUAACUGGCCAACAUAUCAGGCACAGUUUAACGCGUUGGCACAGCAAAGAAUCCAACUCGGGAUAACCAUAAAUACCCUGAAGACCAACUUGGCAGCUGCAAUGGCGGGAAGAAAAAAACGCAACGUUGUGACAACUCCUGACCCGUCCGAUGAUGCUACAACAGCCAACCCAGCAUCGCCAGUUCAACUAAUACAGCAAGGACUCCAGCAAGCUAUCGCCGGCAUAACGCAGGUAGCCAUUGGAAUGGGUGGACUACAAGGUUUGAAUGCGACGAAAAACGCUGUUUCAACGAUGGAAAAGAUGUUAUUACAUGGUGGCUUCUUUUCAAUGUGUUAUCAUGUUGGCAGCGAAAUGGAAGGUGGACCAGCAAGUAAAUUCAGGGACGAAGCACUUGAUGAACCUUGCAAGCCAGACUACAUCGACCCGAACGCAACCAUACCAACUACUGAAUCGGUCAUCGAAAAAACAAAGAAAUGUAACGCAAAUGGAUUGGCUAAAGUUGUUUCGGGGACCGUUGGUUUCUUUGGAGGAGUGCUCAUGGCAGCCACUGCUCUAACCCUCAUUCCAACCGCCCUCAUGUUAAUAAACGUGGUGAAACCUCAAGCAAGAAGUGGAUUGUUUAACGGACUAACUCUCGGCAUAAUGUACCUUGUGCUUGGUGUUCUUGCUAUCGGCUUCGUUGUGUUCUACCAGAUAAAAAUCAUCGGGUCUUACCAUGAGCAAGAUUUGGAAGGAACCCACACCGGGCAUGCAUGGACUUAUGCUCUCGUUGGCGGAUGCUGUGUUGCUGUAGCUGGCAUUUUAAGUUUCCUUAUCCGUCCCAACAGCGAAGUGUCUCCGUAGAGAGAUUGCCUUCACUUGUAUGUCCCGUCUAAUGUAUGUACCAACAGCCUAAGUCAUUUGUGUCGAACUGCGACCGAAGACCUUCGGGAUUAUAAUGACGUCACGGAAUCGUUGAAAUACGGAAUGACACCUAUACCAAUGGUUGAUCCGCUGUCUCGAAAAUGUUUGAAAAAAGUUGAUUGCCCGUAAUGUGUCGUUUGCGCUGUAAAAUAAACUACUUGUUUAAUUG